AUGAAUUCUCUGACCAUUACUGUGUUGCAGCAGAUAGCCCUGUACUUUGGGCAUCCCACCUGUGGAGCUUACCUGUGUGAACACCUGAGUUACCUGGUGCACCAGUGGUUACAGGAGGGCUACAGGAUCACACAGCUACAGUACCUGCUCAUGGGAUAUACCUGCAGGAAGGACUUCUACAAGGACCAGUACAGCAUAAUAGUUCCACACCUGGUGGUUCAGAAGGACAUGGCAGCCGUGAGACAUGUGGCAGAGGAACUCGAUUGUGAUUGGGUCUCGCUGCUCCACGCCUGCUUCCCUCGCGUGAUCGUGAACGUGCUGCCGCUGUUUGCAGAGCAGGGUCCCGAGGAACAGUCUGACCGCAGCCUGGAGCGAGUACAGCAGGCGCGGGAGUGUCUCGAUCUCAUCGAGAAAUCUAUAG
Branchiostoma belcheri (Belcher's lancelet) is the source of this 421-nucleotide messenger RNA. RefSeq names its product serine-protein kinase ATM-like. The transcript is spliced from 3 exons. The record is from RefSeq and is a predicted model, not a curated record. NCBI's taxonomy places the organism in Eukaryota, Metazoa, Chordata, Leptocardii, Amphioxiformes, Branchiostomatidae. The annotation marks the transcript as partial.